This is a messenger RNA of Pseudocercospora fijiensis CIRAD86, 1878 nucleotides long. RefSeq lists its product as uncharacterized. The transcript is spliced from 2 exons. The record is from RefSeq and is a predicted model, not a curated record. Gene Ontology annotation, molecular function: arylsulfatase activity. The coding region runs from base 1 to 1878 and encodes 625 amino acids. Lineage: Eukaryota; Fungi; Ascomycota; Dothideomycetes; Mycosphaerellales; Mycosphaerellaceae.
AUGAGCGCAUCAAAGGAUUCAAGCGGAACCGCUGGCGCCGCGCCCAAGAGACCCAACUUCCUUGUCAUUCUUGCAGAUGACUUGGGAUGGAGUGAUCUGAGCUGCUUCGGCGGCGAGAUCAGAACACCAAACCUUGACAAGCUGGCCCUCAAUGGCUUGCGCUUUACAGAUUUCCAUGCUGCGGCAGCUUGCUCUCCGAGCAGAGCUAUGCUCAUGACCGGAACCGACCAUCAUAUUGCUGGGCUUGGGAACUUGAUCGAAUGGACGAACCGUUCUGAUCAGAACGCCCCCUCCGAGGGCGAGAUCAAGUACUGGUCCACAGCCCCUCAAAGAGGCAUGCCCGGGUACGAGGGAUAUCUGAACGAACGCGUAGUAGCUCUGCCUGAGAUUCUCCGUGAUGCUGGCUAUCAGACUCUCAUGGCUGGCAAAUGGCACCUAGGGCUCACACCUGAACACUCUCCCCAUGUGCGUGGUUUCGAGAAGAGCUUUGCCCAUCUGCCUGCUUGCUCAAAUCAUUAUGCCUAUGAGCCGCAGCUGGAAGGGCAGGAUCAAAUCCCUGACUUCAUGACAAUGAGCUUCAUUGCUCUCCACUCCGAGAACGGCGAGUAUGUCAGGAAACUGCCAGAGGGCUGGUACAGCAGUGAUGGCUACGGGAACAAGAUGUUGCAAUAUCUCAAGGAACGCCAUGAGCAGAAGGACGAGAGACCUUUCUUCGCCUAUUUCCCAUUCACCGCCCCUCACUGGCCACUUCAAGCCCCCGAUGAGUAUAUUGCUCACUACAAGGGCGUCUACGACGAAGGUCCAGACGUGCUGCGCGAGAAGCGUCUGCAGAGAAUGAAAGAGAUGGGCUUAUGCUCGGAGGAUGUGGCGCCUCACCCGGUAGUAGCAGACGAGGUGAAAGAGUGGAAGGACUUGACAUCAGAAGAGAAGGCCAAGUCGUGCAAGGCCAUGGAAGUCUUUGCUGCAAUGGUGGAAUGCAUUGAUGCAAAUGUGGGCAAGGUCGUUGACUACCUCGAACAGACUGGCGAGUUGGACAAUACUUUCGUCUGCUUCAUGUCCGACAAUGGAGCUGAAGGAGCCGCGUACGAGGCGUAUCCUAUCGUUCAGAGCACCAUGCUUGGUCAUUUGAAGAAAUACUACAACAAUGCCCUGGACAACCUAGGUCGGGGCGACAGCUUUAUCUGGUACGGUCCAAGAUGGGCACAGGCCGCUACAGCUCCGAGCAGAUUGUACAAAGCAUUCACAACUGAGGGUGGUGUGCGCGUGCCAUUCCUUGCCAAGUUUCCGGUCGGCAUGAAUGCUGGUUCUCACAUCACGAAUGAGAAAGGAAGUAUCUCAAGCACUUUCAGCACUAUCAUGGAUCUUGCGCCGACCAUUCUCGAGAUGGCGGGCGUGGAGCACCCUGCUCCGACGUAUCAAGGACGGGAAGUGGUCCAUAUGCGUGGCAAGAGCAUGGUGCCAUACAUAACAGGCACUGCACCCUCAAUCCACCCCGCCGACUUCAUCCAAGGCUGGGAGACGUGCGGCCGUGCAGCAGUGCGCUGUGGAGACUGGAAGAUUGUCUUUAUUCCCAAGCCCAAGGGACCUGAGAAAUGGCAGAUGUACAAUCUAGCCAAGGAUCCGGGUGAGGUGUUUGACCUUGCUGAGCAGGAUCCUGAGCGGCUCGAGAAGAUGAUCAAGAUGUGGGACCAGUAUGUGCUCGAGACCGGUGUCAUUCCUUUGGCACCAGCUUUGGGCAAUUGGAUCGCCGCCAUGGAAGAACAGAUGCCGGAAGAUGCGUGGAUGGAGUAUGAGUAUUGGAAGGAGGGUGCCAGAGACAAUCCGGAAGCCUUCAGGAGGGAGAUUCCAAGAUUCACGAGAGAGGUGAAGGCUAUGUGA